Hibiscus syriacus is the source of this 1051-nucleotide messenger RNA. RefSeq names its product probable calcium-binding protein CML49. The coding region runs from base 44 to 1033 and encodes 329 amino acids. The record is from RefSeq and is a predicted model, not a curated record. The transcript has 5 exons. Gene Ontology annotation, molecular function: calcium ion binding. Lineage: Eukaryota; Viridiplantae; Streptophyta; Magnoliopsida; Malvales; Malvaceae.
AAACAAAGAAAAAGCUCUCUUUGCCCAGAAAAUUUUCCGAAAUAUGUCCGGUGGAUACCCUCAACACCCUCCCGGCUACGGGUACGGCGCCCCGCCGUCUCAGCCGUACACAGCCGCUCCAUACACCGCCGGCGCUCCGACUCCGCCUCAUCCGUACGACGCUUCGACUCCGCCUCAGCCGUACGGCUCUCCGACUCCGCCUCAGCCGUACGGCUCUCCGACUCCACCUCAGCCGUACGGCUCUCCGACUCCGCCUCAGCCGUACGGCGCUCAUACUACGCCUCAGCAGUACGGCGCUCAUACUACGCCUCAGCCGUACGGCGCUCCAUACGGCGCUGCACCAUACGGUGCACCUUCUGCUCCCUAUUCUGCCCCUCCGGGCGGGAAGCCACCAAAGGACAAGCCCCAGGCGCAUGGCUUCGGCGGUGCUCCUCCAGCACACGGCGGGAGCUAUCCUCCGAUGGGAGGCUAUGCGAGCCCGUUCGCAGCUCUGGUGCCGUCGGCGUUUCCACCGGGGACAGAUCCUAACAUCGUGGCUUGCUUUCAAAUGGCCGAUCAAGAUGGAAGUGGAUUCAUCGAUGAUAAGGAGUUGCAGAGAGCGCUUUCUUCGUAUAAUCAAAGCUUUAGUCUCAGAACUGUUCGUUUGCUCAUGUAUCUCUUCACUAAUACUAACACCAGGAAGAUCGGUCCGAAGGAGUUCAUUUCUGUGUUCUUUAGUCUUCAGAAUUGGAGGGCCAUCUUCGAGAGAUUCGAUCGGGACAAGAGUGGAAAAAUCGAUGUCAAUGAACUCAGAGAAGCACUUUUGAAUCUAGGAUUUGCAGUUUCUCCGGUUGUGUUGGAUUUGCUUGUCUCAAAGUUUGAUAAAACUGGAGGCAAAUCCAAAGCCAUUGAAUAUGACAACUUCAUCGAGUGCUGCCUUACAGUUAAAGGACUAACUGAGAAAUUCAAGGAGAAGGACACGAAUUUCAGCGGUAACGCGACGUUUACUUACGAAGCCUUUAUGCUCACCGUUCUGCCAUUCCUGAUUGCAUAAAUCAAUAGAUUAUGAAAG